Messenger RNA from Clarias gariepinus (North African catfish), 6231 nucleotides. RefSeq names its product pleckstrin homology domain-containing family G member 4B (gene quoa). NCBI's taxonomy places the organism in Eukaryota, Metazoa, Chordata, Actinopteri, Siluriformes, Clariidae. Gene Ontology annotation, molecular function: guanyl-nucleotide exchange factor activity. The record is from RefSeq and is a predicted model, not a curated record. The transcript is spliced from 22 exons. Bases 274 to 5346 code for a protein of 1690 amino acids.
UCCUAACUCCCUGCUAUCUCUCAUUCGGUUUCGCACGCGCUCACGCUCAGUUUACAUUACACUCUCCAAAAGUCAGAGCCGAGGAACAUCGCUGCUGAGGACAGAUGAGGAGAGAAAGACAGAGCGAGACAGAAAGACAGAGAGACAGUCGAGCUAUGUGCUGCUGCUUGCUUUUAACAGAAUAAAGGAAAUCAUGGAGUUUACGUUUCGACGUGCAGGACCAGUGAAGACAGAGCUGAUGUCUCGUACUCGAUAAACCUCGUUCCAGCCAAAAUGAACCCCGACUCCCUGGACUCCUCCAUCCAGAGCUCCCUGUCUGCCCUCUACCCUCCAUUUGAGGCCACAGCUCCCACCAUCCUCAGCCAACUAUUACAUGUCGUCGAGGGUCGUUAUGGCGGCGAUUCGCUUCAGUGCCUAAUUAACUUCCUGAUCCCAGCCAGGCGACUUCUGCAGAGGGUGCGCCAGGCAGCGUGUGUGCCUUAUCUAGACUUGGAGGUCCAUUGUUCGGGCUGGCCGCUGUGCCUGUUCGAUCACGUUAUCAUCCAUCUUGCUCCCAUCAACCCGCUACUGCUCUCGAUUGAAGACUUUUACCUACAGGUGGUGCCGAUUGAGAAGCAAGCGGCCCGUAUCGUGGUUCGGAGCUUGUCAGAAGAUGAGCAGCAUAAUGUGGAAGAAAUUCCAAUCCCAGAGAACUCGUUUAGUCGUAUCUUCACCCAGGACUGGCUAAAAGAGCUCAACAUAGGCAGGCAUGGAAGGCUCCUCAGUCACUGUGUGCUGGCAACUGAGCAGUGCAUGGUGAAGGUGCCUUGGGAUCAAGUGGCCUACCCAGGAUUUGAGGACCAGCCACAGUACAUGGAUUCUUCUGGCACUUCCAAUCAACAGGAUCCAUUAAACGGACCUUCCUGGCAGGGUUAUUCGAUUGCUACCAGAAUCUGUCCUGCUAAGGAUGGUAUUGCGGUGUCUUUGUGCUUGGUAGACAGCUCCAGACAGAGUGAGAUGGAUCAAGCCAUGCCUGGAAUGAGGCCACUUGGCUGGGUGUCUCCUAAUACUUAUGACACUCGCAGUAAAGGCUGUGUUGUGGAUGAGGAUAUAAAUGACAUGGACCUUAUCAAAGAAAAGUCUGAUUUAGGAGACUCUCAGACACCUACUCAACUUAAAACUUGUUUGCUAAGCCCGCAGAGGGUCACAUCACCUGUUAGUCAUGAUCAUUUGGGUCAUGAACGUCCCACCUGCGGACGUACGGUAAGGUUUGCAGAGCCGCCUUGCUCUCCUUGCCUGCGGAGGAAGCGUGGACAGGGGACCAACCAAGGAAACCAAGAAUGCCGUUACAAGGAGUACUGCAGAGAUGAACGAUGUUCUGUUAGAACUGAAAAUAGGCAAAAAGAACCAAGUCUCUCUGACAGAACAGUGAACACAGACCAUCUCCACAAACCAAUUUGGAAACCGUUUUCCCAGAUUGAAAGUGUAAAUAAUACUUCCAGUGAAAAUCCCAGAAAAGUUCCUGAUAAUUUUCAGGGCACCUUUGAAAACAUGACAGAACUGAAUGAAGGAAUUAGGAUUGAAAAAGAAUCAAAGAAAAGUCAUGUUUUUGUCCAAGGAUACCCCAGUGAGGGAAAAACAGAUAGCAAAUCAGAAAUGAUACCAAGGUUACAUGUAGCUCAUGGAAAAAAGACGACUACGUUUGGACUUAUUUCACCAAAGUUAAACAGACGAAAGCCACCAAUGCAAGAAGCAGCUACGGACCAUAAAAAUCUAUCCCUUUUUGCUAAAGUAUCUUGCACAAAUAAAAGUGUAACCCCAUUACACCAUAAUGAUAUAAAAAGGCCUGGAAAGAAAUCACCAUUCCCAGCUGCAUCAAAACCAGAGACCUGCCUCCUGCAAGCGGGACUUUCUUGCCUUACAGGUGGCAGAGAUCGCUCAAAUAGAGUAGUAGUGGAGGUUUAUGGUGACCAUCAGCACUGGGGAUCCCCUCUGCUGUCCAGCUUGGUCCUCUCUAAUCUUCUGCUUUAUUUCUACACCAUCAUUGGAAAUGAGGAGCGAGAGUCCGGAAUGACAGUCGUGUACGACAGUCGGAAGAUACCGCCACACCCAGAAUUCUUUGAAGCUCUGCACAUAGUGCAGGAGCAAGAUCCAAAAGCAAUCCACAGUCUGCUCCUGCUGAUCAGUAAGGAGAAAAAUUACAGCCUCAAGAAAUACCCCGGAGACAUGGAGGUUGUGACAUCUCUCAAAGGCCUUCACAGAUAUAUAGAUUACAACCAGCUGAGCCCGGCCCUGGAAGGCACUUUUCUUUAUAGCCACAGAAACUGGCUGCACCUUCAUCAAGAACUGUAUCCAUUUGUGUUUGCCCUGAAGGAGGCUACAAAUUUGCUUCUAGAAGCCCUGAGGAAGUUAGAAGGGGUCCAUAAAAUAGACACAGCUCAGGAUAUACAGCAGUGCAUGAAUGACCAAAGGAUUCUAAUGAAGACUGUGCUUGAAAACACCCAAUUGGUUACCUUGCAAAGAGAAGGCGGAGCCUUGUUGUCCAGGUUGAGAUGGGAGAGUGAUGUAAGAGCAGCACACUACGACACAAGCUGUAAGGUCAUGGAUACUGUGGAUUCCCUUUACAAUGAGGUAGAGGAACAUGUCCAUGUGCUGGUGAGAAGGUCCAACAUAUCAUUUCAUCACCUCAGCUUUUUGCUACAUUUAAGGAAGAUGGAAUCAAGGUUUAUGGAGAUAAAGGAGUGGUUUGAUGUAGAGGGCGAGAGACGAAUCCUUGAGGCUGAAUCUGCAGAGGAACCAAGCAGGAACUUUGAAGAGAUUCUCCAGUGCUUAUCCACAGUACUCGCUGAAGCUAAUGAACAUAAGCUUCAGGCGAUGAUGUUACUUAACGAAGCAGAAAGCAUCCAGGGACCAAACUAUCCAGAGACAGAAGUGUUUCACGAUAUGAUAUCCACCUUCAAAUCCAACUUGUCUGAAUUCCUGUCUGAAGCAGAGCAGUACUGUGAUGAGCUGAACACUAUGCUAAAUUUGUGCCAAUUCUGUGAAAAGGCAACGGAGGUGGCAAUUGACUGCUCUCAGCAAUUGGAACCAGACAGACUGCGGUGUAUGAAUCAUCAAGAGAAAUGGGCUGCUCUUCAGGAAGCCCAUGAAAAGCUUAGCCAGUUUUCCCCUGAACUCUUCCAGGAGGCAAAGACCCAGGCCUGCUCCCUGCAGAACUCCUGGGGGACGAAGGUAUGGAACAUGACAUGGCUAAGGUGUCAGGAGGUCAGUCAACAGCUGGAGGACACCUUGCAGGAGUUGGAGCAAGAACAUCAUUCUUCAGUACUUGGAUCUUUACAGUAUGAAUGGCAUACUAAUGAAGGACAGGAGAGCACUGAUGGAGCACCAAAGCUUCCACGACCUGAACCACAUCAGGACCCACCUGGAUGCCCAGAAGUCAAAGCUCGGCAGAACCGAGACAGCAUCCACGGCACGGUGACCUGCUUCAACAUAAGCUUCAGGCAAUCCCGUAAAGGACGGAAAGGCACCAAAACGACUCCAGUUGCAGAUCCUGACCAGAAGUCUGACAGAAAACCGGCCCAUGAGCAAAUGCAGACAACAAUUAAAGGGUCAGAGACAGCUGGUUGCCAGUGGUUCCAGUGGCAACAAAACUCAACCAAAUACACAAAGGAGGACUCUCUGUCAGCAUCCAAUUCCUCCAAGAUUCAGAUACUACCGUCUACAUUCACUGAAUCUACAACUUCACCACCCAUUUGUUCCAAUUCACAAAUCUCAGGGCCGAACUGUGCUGGAAUUCAGACUUCGUUGUGUCAUAACUCAAUACCACUUUCUGGAGGCUUCCAUUUGGAAACUUUGGGCUGUGAAGCAAAACACCCUGAAAAUCCCUCCCAUGCUGAAGACACAAGUCCUGGAAUGGAAAACAAAACUAUUUUCUCCCACAGGAAGCUGCAGUGUAUCUUGGAGGAAAUGUUGAUGACAGAGCUGGAGUACGUAAGAUCUCUGAGUUACAUCCUGACUCAUUACUUACCCCUGCUGGCUCGGCCAGAUGUGCCUCCAGACCUGAGAGGCCAGCGUGGAAGGAUCUUUGGGAACUUAGAGAAGCUCUAUGACUUCCACUGCAAUUACUUCCUGCAGGAGCUCGAGGCUUGUCGCACAGAACCACUUCGGGUGGGCCGUUGCUUCCUACGACACAAAGAGGAUUUCGGGCUGUAUGCACUCUACAGCAAGAACAAACCUCAAUCAGAUGCUCUGGUCAGACAGCACAAGUUCUUUAAGUCUAAGCAGCAAGAGCUGGGAGACACCAUGGAUCUGUCCUCCUACCUGCUGAAGCCAGUCCAGAGGAUCAGUAAGUACAGCCUGCUCCUGCAGGAGAUGCUGGAGGAAUGUGGAACGUCACAUGAGGCAGAGCGCCUGGAGAUGCAGAAUGCUGCUGAGGUGGUGCGAUUCCAGCUACGCCACGGAAAUGACCUGCUCACCAUGGACGCCAUCCAGGAUUGUGAUGUGAACUUUCAGGAACAAGGCCAGUUAAUUCGGCAAGAUGAGCUCCAUGUGACGUUUCGCAAGAAGCGCUCUUUGCGGCGAGUGUUUUUAUUCCAGGACCUUAUUCUGUUCACCAAGACAAAGAAAACACCACGUGGGGAUGACGUGUAUGUCUACAAACAAUCUUUCAAGACAUGUGACAUUGGACUAACCCAGAACUCUGGCCAGAGUGGCUUGUGCUUUGAGAUCUGGUUCAGGAGAAGAAGAGCCCAGGACACAUAUACGCUUCAGGCAGAAAAACAAGACAUAAAAGAGGCCUGGACUGCAGACCUGGAGCGCAUUCUGUGGGAACAGGCCCUGAAGAACAGAGAGCUGCGGAGACAGGAGCAGGUGUUCAUGGGAAUGGGUGGGAAACCCUUCGUGAAAAUUCAACCUGGAGAAGGAGAAGUCCAUGACACACCUAACAUGUGCUUCAUGCAAGAAGGAGAGACCCCAGGAUUAAAAUCAGUAAACAUCACAGGACCCAGACAUCAGAGCGACACCCCGUUACCCCGGCCAGAAUCGAUCGGCUCGACCUCGGGCAGCCGCUCGUCCUCCUCGUCUGGCCGAGGCUCCUUGUCUCCCAGCGGCUUCCGUGAAACCCCGGCUCACGAAAACGUCCAUGGAGCUCAGAUACCUCAGACCAGCCCUCAUAACAAUAGCCAUGAGUUUACGAGUCGAUACGGAUCAUAUGUAGGUGGUUCCUCGGGUUCCUUCCGUGCUACAGGUGGGAGGUUUAUGACCCCUGCUGGUACGCAGCUGCAGCGCACGUCGUCUGCUAUAUGCAGGAGAAAAGGCUACAGCAGCACAGCAUUCAAAACACACAGCUCAUAUUCUGCAGAAGUUUGAAAGACAACGUCGAUGUUGCAUUUGUUCUGAAAUAUACCAUGUGUUUAAUUGUUGACUAGGAACCAAAAACCACUAGAUCUUUCCAAAUAAACAUUCUGAUUACAUGGGUUAAUUUGUGAGGGGCGUUCAGGUCAAAACAGGACUUGAUGAAGUUUCCUGGUUAAUGGAGGCAUAAAAGCGAUUUACUGGAGACCUUAUGCACAGGACAGUGAUGAGAAUUUGAGCCGCAGUAAAAUAUUUGAACAGAGCAAACUUUUUAUAGAAGGCCGUAUGUCUGUGAACGAUUAUCCUGAGGUGUCUGAGAGCCCAGUGCAUGUCUGUGCGGAAGUGUACACGCAAUCAAAAGUGUAGCAGGGGAUUAUAUAGGAGAAAUAUAGAAAAGUCCCGCUUUCACUUGAACACCAUUUGACUUGUAUUUUGGAACAACAGAUUGUCACGUGUUGCAUCUAAUUCACAACCUUGGAACAAAAACGAAUUAGCCAAAGCUAAUUAGCCAACAGCAAUUAUCAUAUUAAAUGAACAUUUUAUACAAUAAUUUGAAACGAGCAAAAGAAAAAAGUUUCCUUUCGUAUUCAUAUUUUCUCUUUGAUCUUUACUAAAAAAAAAAUUAUUGGCACCUGUACAAAAUAUCUAAAGUAAAUGUACAGUAUAUUGUCAUGCUUGAAAAAUCUAUAUAACAUUUCUACAUAAAACUAAAUAUUUAUCUUAAUUUAAUAUUAUAUCUCAGUUCAUUGGAAGUCCAUCGUCGGCUUACAGCCGGUCCGGUUGGGAAGGAAUAUUAUCCUGUGCGCGUCUAAAAUCUAACCGUCCUACACGUACUGUAGACUAAAGCAAAAGUGAAUCAAACAGAAGACAUCAGGUAACUGAUCAUUCCAGAGAGGCGUU